AUGACUACAGCAAAUCACGAUUUAACCGUAGAAGAAUGGAGUAAAAUGAGCAAGAAUGUCCGAGUAUUGAAUGAGAAUCGAGAAACGAAACGUAUUGUGAUCGAAGGUCAAAUUGAAGAAGGUGAAGGUGACGAGAAAACAACCAAAUCAGGUAUACUGAUAUUAGACAAGGUACCGUUCCAAUUUGAGGAAGUACUUACCUUAAUGAAGGACAAUGAACAACAAUUCAAAGUCGAUUUUACCAACGAUAUCUAUCGUCAGUAUACAGUUGCUGCGCGAUCAGCUUGUAACAAUGUGAAAUCGACAUUCAUUUAUCCGGCGACACCAUUACAUGUAGAAAAAUAUUCGAAGAAAGAUUUUGCUCUAGUUACUGAAACUCAUCGUCGAUACGAGACAAUUGUUUUACCAUACAUUGAAAAACAACAAUUUAAUCUUCAGUGGGUGUACAAUGUUCUAGAUGGUAAAUCAGAACGUGAACGUGUCUUAUUAGAUACUGGCGAUUUUCUACUUGCACUCAAUCCUUCUUGGGAUGGGACAGUAAAUGAUUCUCUGCAUGCACUUGCCAUUGUCAAACCGCGUAAUAUUCGUAGUAUACGCGAUCUUAAAUCCGAACAUUUGCCUUUACUUCAGAGUGUACUUGAAAAGUCUAUGAAUUUCUUUUCAUCGAAAUAUGGCUUAUCAUCGAAGAAUAUUCGUGCAUUUUUUCACUAUCCACCUUCGUAUUACCAUUUACAUAUUCAUUUUACUGCUUUAGCAAACCGAAUAUGUGGUGUAGAAGUUGAACGAGCUCGUCUAUUACAAGAUGUAAUCGAUCACAUUCAAUUACAAGAUGAUUAUUAUCAAACGAAAACACUCUAUUACAAAUUGGCAACCACUAGUCCCCUCUAUAAACUCUUCGAAGAUGACGAAAAUUGA
Molecule: messenger RNA, 915 nt
Organism: Adineta steineri
Lineage: Eukaryota; Metazoa; Rotifera; Eurotatoria; Adinetida; Adinetidae
Source: the annotation of a GenBank genome assembly